UCACUACGAUAAUUGUUUGGUGUCUAAUCAGACACUAGUAAUCACUAGACAUCAGCGAAAUUUUUAAACUUUAUUGUCUGUGUUAAAACUUUAUUUUACACAAAAAAACAAUUUUAUCCUCAUCGGAUAAAGUUGACAAAAUCAAACAAAAAUGAGUUUCGUAGAUCUUGCAACCUUAACUUUUCACCGACGAAAUGAAUUAGAAGCAAGGAUCAAUAUCUUUGUAGAAAAAAGCGAACAUGCAAUUAGUGAAAUAAAGAAAUUGCAAGUGCAGGCUCAGGAGUUUGUACAAAAGUUAAAUUGUGAACCAGCAGAGUUGAAGGAACGCUUCCUGUCAUGCAUGAAACAGCUUGAUGAAUAUACAUAUCUCAUAACAGACUUCAAUUUGUGUGUUAAAAAGCUUGAAGAGAACAGCAUUGUGGAGUACACACCAGUGCUAGAUACGAUGAGGAGCUCGCUACCGACUCCAACGCCCCAGGCUCUCAAUCUGAUGGACGUUCUCAGUGAGCCGAUGCCUUCUACAUCUACAGCUUGCCCAAACCUCUGCCCCUCAGAGAAACCGGCGCAAGAGAACCGACGUAAAGGGGAGCAACCCCUCAUUGAGUUCUCUAGCACUUCAUGCUCUUCUGAGAGUGUGCCCGUACACAAGAACGAGGACAAGGAAGUACAGUGCGAAGUGGCGACAGAGUUAAAUAAAUUAUCUCUAAAUGCAACACCGUUCAGCGGCGAGCAGUACAACUUGCCGGCGCAGACGGUGCUGCAGUGUGAUGUCUUGUACUCAUCGUGCACCAUCAUAUCGGUCGACGGCCUCGCGCUAUGGAUCAUCACCGAUGACAUCGACGAAGUCUGCACCCUAAUGAAUGAAAUGACGGAUUACUACAAGAAGCAACGCGUGGUGCUAACACCGGACCAGAUACGCACACUGCACUACUGCGCGUUCUACGACGAGGAGAGCAACGGAUACUAUAGAGGGUUCUUCAUUAAACUUACUGAGAAUAUGGUGGAGGUGUUUUUAGUGGAUACGGGCGAGAUGCGAACAGCCUCGAUCGCUUGUAUACAGCCGCUGAUGGCGCAGUUUUGCGACAAGCCGCCGUACGCGCGCUGCUGCCAUCUAGCGGGGUUGGACCUAUUGGGCAACGAGGAUGAGGAGCUGAUGAUUAAACAAGAGGAGUUUUUGAAGAAAUACAUCGGACAGCAGUGCCAAAUUGAAGUGGACGACAACACUUCCGAGUCCCUGGGCGUGUACGUAAUCCUCUCGUCUAACAAGACCAUAAACGAGCUCAUGGUGAAGCAGGGACUCGCCAGCAUGAUAGAUAAACGUACCGUUUCCCAAGCGAACGAUGGUGCCCCGCGAUCGGUGGACAGUGAGCUCGACAUCACCCAGUGCCCAGAGUACGAGGACGCUGUGGAAGCUGUUACGGGCUACCAUAAUCGCGACGAAGCGGACAUCUGCAAACACUACAAAGGAGGGCCUGAAAAAACGUGCUUCAAAGGAUCGCGCUGCAAUAAGAGACACAUAAUGAAACAUCCAGACGGGUGGACCCUGGACCGCGUGCAGGUGUUCACACACAAGCCAUGCCCACUGCCGCCACCGGGCACCUGGCAUAAGGUGCUGGUUACAUAUGUCUGCCAUUUCAACCGCUUCUAUGUACAGUUUAUAAAUGAGAAGAAAAAAGAGGAGCCGCUGCCCGAGUUCGGCAUAGUGCUGCCGCCGACGUCGCUGGAGGCUCUCGUGCGCGACAUGAACAGCCCCGCCACCAGGAUGGCGUACAAACGUCCCAAGACGACGCCGGCGCCUGGCGAACUAGUGGCAGCCCUAUACCCACCCGACGAUCAGUGGUACCGAGCACGUGUACGCUUCUCAUCGCGAGCCGACCAGAAUGUAGAGGUGAUGUACGUGGACUACGGUAACAUGGUAUGGGUGAAGGAGGACUGCGUGCGCAUGCUGGACCCGCGGUUCGUGGCGCUGCCCGCGCAGGCGGCGCGCUGCUCGCUGGCGGGCGUGGUGGCGCGCGAGCAGACGUCGCGGCAGUGGGCCGCCACCAAGACCGCGCUCGCCAACCUCGUGCAGGACCGCACGUUCGACGCGCACGUCAUCUCCCGGGACUACGACGAGAUAACAGUAGAAUUGUACGAUGAGGACGACUACAGCGUCGCAGAGCACCUGGCUGCUCUCAAUAUGGUGACCUUAGAAGAGUACACGGUCUUCGACGACACAAAUGUCACGCAAAAACUUGUCGUACCAUAGACUCACAAACUCGUCGUAUCAUAGACUCACAAACGCCAUACCACAGACUCGCAAACUUGUACCAUAGACUUACUAACUAAUACCAUAGACGAACACGUUUAACACUAUGAUUACUUUGCGAUUGGUAAUCGAGAAGCUUAAACUAAAUGGAAAUUUCCUACUUAAAUUGAAGUAAGUAGAUGUAAUGUCAUAUGUUCUGAUUGAGUGGAUUUUUUUUUUUUUGUAUAAUAGAAUACUUAGUAUAAACCUUUUGCGUUUCGUUCGUCUCGCUUACUCUCCAAUUGUUAAGUAACUAGUCGAAUAAGACUAAACAGAGAUUAAUUCGCUAUCCCGCUUGCACUAACUAGCGUUAUAGAGAUAGAUGAAUAUCAGUUCUGUUCACAGUUCACAUAGAUUACAUAGUUACAAAUGCGACGCGGAUUUAAGAUUCGAUUCAGUUACAUCUUGGAUACAAAUUUAUAUUCUUGUUCGUAAAAUAAUAUCAUUGUUAUAUAUAUAUAUAUACACUAUUAUAAAAUGAAAUUAACUCAAUUUGUGAUUUUUUAAAUGGCAACAAAUUAUUUACAAAAUGUAACACGAAUAAUAUCGUGUUUAUUUCUGAAUUCUGCGUACACUGGACGCUAUACUUGCCAUUUUCAAUUGUUAUUUUACGUUACGAAUUAUAUUUUGUUACAUUAUUACUUUACAGUAUACUAACUGUUUAUAGUUUAUUUUAUACCGUCUGUAUUGCCUGUCAAAUUUCAAAUAUUUUUAUUAUUUCUCAUCUUUUUUUUUUUGCACUAAUUAAAAUUUUUUAUAAUAAAAAGUAAUAUCGAUGUAAUUUCCUAGCAACUGUUAAAUUAGGCAAAUGUAUGUCUACAAAUUGAUUUCAUAUUUUGUUAUUAAAGUUUCUAUUUUCUUUUUAAUUUCUUUCCAAAAUAUCUAUGAUAGUUAAUAUGUAAUUUUUUUUUUUUUUUUUUAUAAAUGUGUAAUUCUUUUUUGUUUACAUUUGAAUUUUGAUGGGUGAUAAUAUAGUAUGUUAUGUUAAUUAAGAUUUACUUUUUAUACAAAAGUCUAAUGACUGCCACUAAUGUAAAUUAAUAUGAGCAGUUUUAUUUUUUAUUUUAAAUGUUAAAAAUCUCGAAUUAGAUAGAUAGAUAAACACUUUAUUUGAGCCAUUUAUGACACACGUAAAUUAAUAAAUAAAUUUAUACAAUCUGAUUAUUUACAUUUUUUCAAAUAUAAAACAAAAGAUUAAUAUUGGAGAUAUGUUUUCACCAAGUGUGUCGCAGUGACCCAAAAAGUGAAUUAGUAUUAAUAAGUUCCUAUAUGUUUGCUUAUUUUAUAGAUCGCUACGAAGAUUGUGAGAAUGAUUAACAAACGUACUUAGUAUGCAUGAAGGUUACCUUUAAGAAGUAAUAUAUUAUUAUCUGUGUUGUAUAGAUAUUGGAUCACCUAAGUCCUCAGGAAUGGCAACGCAUGGGGAGUAUCAUGGGCAAAACAGUAUACUCUGUUAUGUCCACGGUACUGCUCAUGUCUAUAGGCGACGGUUACCAUUUUCUAUCAGAUGAUACGUCAGCUUGUUUGCCAUUCUAAGUUGCAUAAAAAAAUAACCCCAAACUCAAUUAUACCAUUAGGUGGUCACUGUGGUAGUUUUGCAUUAUAAGGCUCAAUGGUUGUCGUAUUAAUCGAUAAUGAUGGCCCAAAAAAAUCGAACUAUACCGAUAUAUCUAUUGAUUACAUUAAUAGUAUUGAUGAUAAGUGUUUACGCAAUUCUAUCGGUUGUAAUCGAUGUCAACGGUAUCGAUUAUUCGAUCGAUAUUAGAAUUGAUGUUUGAUUAAAUUGUACACGUUAAUUGACGUUAUCCGUCCCUUGAAAGUGCUGUUAGUAUUCAUUAGUGGAGCCGUGGAGCGAUCGGCUUUAGGUUACCUGUCUACACUCACUGCGUCACCGAUUUUUGAAAUUACCAAAUUUCGGUUAUGGAUAAAUGGAUUUAUUAUAUACAUAAAUUUAAGGAAAACGACGCUGCAAAUUCGAGUUAUGCAACAGACGCUGUUGCAUUAACGCGCAGUGCCACAUUUUUGUUCGGUACAGUGUAUAAUGCAUAAACGCUUGAGGAGUUAAUAGGAUUUAAAAAAAUUUACUUUUUUUUUCUGAAACAAAAAUUUUUAUUACCAAAAAAAUAAAAUAGGGUCUCGAAAAAGAAAGCAAUGUGUAUUUUUAUAAUCGGCACUACAUAAUAAUAGGUGUGUAAUACCUUGUACAGUCUUUUGUACAGAUUGCUACUAACACCAAUUUAAGGAAUGGUUUACGUUAAUUAACAUAGGUACUAUUAUUAUUGUCGAUAGUAUAUCGUUGCAUUAACUAUUAUCGAUUAAUCAACAAAAUCUUAAAUAUAUUUGAUAAUAUAAUAAUCCAUUACACAAUCAAUUGUUGGAUUAUUCCCAAAUUUUAUAUGAGUUUAAAGAAUAACCUCCGAAUCUACCGUAAUAUAUAGAAUAGUUGCAUUUACGAUUCCUUUCUGGAUUUAUGAAUUACUAUAUAUAAGUAUUUAUAACUGUACUGCAGUAGUCACUUGAGAAGUUGAGAAAAGUUUUGACGUUUCAUCUCAGACGGAAGUUUGAAUCCAAAAAUCAUUUCGAUACAAACUUAUGAAUUCUUUAAACACAUGUUUGAUUAAUUUAUAAUAUAAAUAUCACUUGCUUCUCGCUUCAGAAGGCGCGUACAGAUGUCCAGUAAGCUACGACAACUGGCUUUCUAAAAUGGAAAAAUAUUAGAAACGCCAGAGGGCGCCACUCUCGUAAUUGUACUAAAACUGACAAUUCGAUUUUGUGGCGCCAUUUCUCGUAAAUUAAAUUCGAUUCUGUGGCGCCAUUUCUUUAAUCUCUUAAAUUAAUAUUUCAAAUUGAUAUCACAAUGAAAUCUUUAGUGGAAAUUUAAUUUGUAAUGGUCUAUAAAACAAUAAUUUCGCGAAACUAACAAAAAAAAAAUA
Molecule: messenger RNA, 5220 nt
Organism: Galleria mellonella (greater wax moth)
Lineage: Eukaryota; Metazoa; Arthropoda; Insecta; Lepidoptera; Pyralidae
Product: tudor domain-containing 6-like
Exons: 16
Coding region: 152-2248 (698 amino acids)
Molecular function (GO): metal ion binding
Source: RefSeq, a predicted model, not a curated record